ACGUGGAUCACUCUGCCAACAAAAUACUCCGCGCUUCACCUAUAAAUAUCCCACCAUUUUUUUAAAGCUUCAAAUCUCCAAAUUAUCCUAAAAAUAUUGGCCUUCUUUGUUGGAUAUUGAAAAUGUCAGGAAGAGGAAAGGGAGGCAAGGGAUUGGGCAAGGGAGGAGCAAAGCGUCACCGUAAGGUUCUCCGUGAUAAUAUCCAGGGAAUCACAAAGCCAGCAAUUCGUCGUUUGGCUCGUAGGGGAGGAGUCAAGCGUAUCAGUGGCUUAAUCUACGAGGAAACUCGUGGAGUUCUGAAGAUCUUCUUGGAAAAUGUGAUUCGUGAUGCUGUGACCUAUACCGAGCAUGCGAGGAGAAAGACUGUGACUGCUAUGGAUGUGGUUUAUGCACUGAAGAGGCAGGGUAGGACUUUGUAUGGAUUUGGUGGUUAGAUCUUAGGUGAACUUAGGUUUUAGGUUUGAUAAAAUAGGUGGUGGGGAGUUGAAGCCUUGCUGUCAAGAAUGCUUGAGCGGUUAGGGUUAGGGCUUGCAAUUAGGGGGUCUGUUAGGAUGACUAGAAAUUUUA
This is a messenger RNA of Durio zibethinus, 567 nucleotides long. RefSeq names its product Histone superfamily protein. Gene Ontology annotation, cellular component: nucleosome. The record is from RefSeq and is a predicted model, not a curated record. Gene Ontology annotation, molecular function: protein heterodimerization activity; DNA binding; structural constituent of chromatin. NCBI's taxonomy places the organism in Eukaryota, Viridiplantae, Streptophyta, Magnoliopsida, Malvales, Malvaceae.